Molecule: messenger RNA, 888 nt
Organism: Eufriesea mexicana
Lineage: Eukaryota; Metazoa; Arthropoda; Insecta; Hymenoptera; Apidae
Exons: 1
Coding region: 118-873 (251 amino acids)
Source: RefSeq, a predicted model, not a curated record
UCACGUAUCCUGUUCGUACACCCAACCUCUCAAAAUUCCCCGUAUAACCAUUUCACGCGCAGAACAUCCUCUUACUCCCUUGGUCCUACGUCGUCUGUCGCAUCAUCCGCUUCCAACAUGUCCUGCUUCGGUGGUCGCGACGAGCAAAUCUACAUGGUCGAAAUGCUGAUCCAUAGGUUGACGUUGACAAAGAACAAGAUCAAAGACAUCGGCGAAUACCCAAUCGCUGUGAAGAUCAAGUUGCUAGACUUUCCAGUAUUCGAGAUCACGCGGGAGGACUUCUACUCGGUGAAAUUGCCACCUCCUACCGAGGAUGGCACCUUUUAUUUCAUGAUAGGUAGAAGUUGUCUGUUCGUGAAACAACCGAAGGAACUAGUCAGAGAAUUGCAAUCCACGAUGAUAAAGGUCGGAGUAUUUCGCGUCGGGGAUACGUAUCCCAUCGCCGAAACCGAGAUAACGUUACCUGGCUGUCUGUGUGAUCAAGUAGCAAUGGCACAAAAUGACCCUGAGAAUCUGCCAAAGCCAUUUAUGGUAAAAGGUAGCUUCAAUCUGCAAGAUCCUGGCGAGAAUCCAUCGGGAACGUUGGAAAUGGAAAUGCGACUGUUGUGCUUCGGUCGAUCGAUCAUGACACACUACGAGAUGCAUCCUAAGUUCUUCGCCUUCAAGAAUAAAGAUAAGGAAAGGGAGUUCUGUGUCAGACGCUUGGUGCCACCUAGUUACACGGAUGGCGUUGCUAAAGACAUAUCGGAGUACCCGGACAGAACGACACUGGACGAGCUGAAAGGAAAAGUAAAAGAAAAAUUACCGGGAAAGAAAGGGAAAAAGGGCAAAGGACGGAAGGGUAAAGGGGGUAAGAAGAAGGGCAAAAAGUGACGCGAUUUCUAAGGA